AUGAACAAGAGAAUAACAGUUGCAGAGUUCAAGGAUAAAGUACAUGCAGAGCUGAAUGUAAACAUUACUAAAUCUCAAGUUUAUAAAACAUUCAUGAAGGCAAAAAUUUUGAUCCAUGGGAGCUAUAAAGAUCAGUACAACAGAUUGUGGGAUUAUUGUGAUGAACUAAUGAAGGCAAAUCCUGGUUCUACAGCACUGAAGAGAGGAUUUAAAUCUGGUUGUAGGAAGAUAAUUGGAGUUGAUGGUUGCCACUUGAGAGGUCCACAUCCGGGUGUAUUAUUAACUGGAGUUGGAAUAAAUUCAAAUGACUAUGUUUAUCCAGUUGCAUACGCAGUAGUUGAAGCAGAAAAGAAGAGAUCGUGGAAGUGGUUUAUUGAAUUCUUGAAAUAUAAUCUAUCAAUCAAUGAUCAAAGAAAUUGGAGAUUCAUAAGUGAUAAACAGAAGGGUUUAGGAUCUGCAAUUCAGAAAGUCAUUCCUGAUGUUGAGCACAGACAGUGUAUUGAGUGUUUAAGGGAUUAUGAUGUAGCUGCUUGGAAGUGGUUAAAUGACAAUAGCUCUCCCUAUCACUGGCCAAGAUCAUACUUUCGAGUAGCUGCCAAGUGUGGCAUUCUCCUUAAUAAUUUAUGUGAAAGCUUUAAUUCGGUCAUAAUGGAUGCAAGGGAAAAGCCAAUCCUUGGAAUGCUUGAGACUAUUAGAAUCUAUCUAAUGGAAAGGUUUCGUACAAAAAGGGAAUGGAUAAAGAAGAUGAGUGAUAAGAUCUGCCCAAAAAUUCAAAAGAAACUAGAGAAGGCAAAAACAGAAGUAGCUGCAAACAUUGCGAGAUGGUCUGAACAAGAUAAAUUUGAGGUUACACACAUGUAUAGAGGCCAAGAGCUAGAAAGUCUUGUUCAUCAUUACUACUCACGAGACAGUUACUUGAAGGCUUAUGAGCCAGCAAUUGUUUCUUUGAGUGGGCAAAAUGUUUGGGUGCAAUCGGAUAAGGAUCCUAUCUUAUCAUCCUUGAAGUUGAAGUUACCUGGUCGGCCAAAGAAAGUAAGAAGAGAAGAGCCUAGGCCUAAUUCGAAGGGGGCUACCAAACUUUCCAAAUCUGGCCUUAUUAGAAUGACAUAUAAAAAAUGCAAUCAAAAGGGGAAUAUAGUGAGAAAGUGUCCACUGCUGGUACCUCCUAAUGAGUUUGGUGCAUCUAGCAAUAAGAGGCCACCACCGUCCAACUCCAACAAGUGUAGCAAAUGCAAGGCACUUGGCCAUAACAAAAGAACUUGUCCACAAAAUCUCGUGACAAGGGAGAAUGCUACAUGUGAAUUACCCCCAAAACCUGGUGAUAAAGCGCAGGCUGCUAUUGAUGAACAAGAGGUUAUUGAUUUAUAG
Coffea eugenioides is the source of this 1368-nucleotide messenger RNA. RefSeq lists its product as uncharacterized. The transcript has 6 exons. Gene Ontology annotation, molecular function: zinc ion binding; nucleic acid binding. Lineage: Eukaryota; Viridiplantae; Streptophyta; Magnoliopsida; Gentianales; Rubiaceae. Bases 1 to 1368 code for a protein of 455 amino acids. The record is from RefSeq and is a predicted model, not a curated record.